ACGGCAAAGCAUUGUGUACGUGUUCGUUCUUUCUACUGGGCUUUGGCCGUGGUUACCCUGUCCGGUGCCUUGGUGAAGAUGCACGAGAAUGCGCAAUUGUAUAUUACGAUCACUAGUGGGCUUUCUUGGAUGUUCGGUGUUUCUGAGAGUAGCGGCAAACCCGAGAUCGUCUUUCGUUGGGAUUUCAAAUAGUGACGUGGCCUAUACAAUUUUGCGCAACAUCUGGGUACUUAACUGUCAUCCACACUAGUCUUGUUGCAUUCAUCAUCAUGCCAUGUGUGAUGGCUGCGUUUUACGAGGCAGUCGCUGACAGAAUUGAGCGAGAGCCCUGUUCGCGAAGAUGGCUCGCCCUCCAAAGCGCCGUGCUGCAGGCGUCAGUCAAGAUGCAAGAGACCGUGUUUCCGGUGCUGCCUGGUCUUCUUGUCAUGGUCUUCGUGAUGCCCAUGUGUUGCACCUUGGAGAUUAUGGGGAGGGGGCUGAGUGCCUCUCCGUUCGCCUUACUGACGGCACCGCACAUCUUCGCCAUGUUCAUCCCACUGUGCUUCGCUGGAGACAUGCUGGCCGAGUCGUGUGAGGCGGUAGGGGACGCUGCGUACAACGGAGCGUGGGAUGAGGAAACGCCGUCGCAACGCCGGGUUCGCAUCAGCGUGAUGCAGGCAUCGCGUGUCAAAGCCGGCAUCAGAGGCAUCGGGAUCGGCCACUUGGACCGGCCGGCCUGCCGCAACGCGCUCAAAUCGUGGUACUCCUUCGUGCAGUUCUUCGCCCGCCUCGGAGACCUUCAAGAGGCUCAAAAGGACUAGCCUGCGUCA
Molecule: messenger RNA, 809 nt
Organism: Thrips palmi
Lineage: Eukaryota; Metazoa; Arthropoda; Insecta; Thysanoptera; Thripidae
Exons: 5
Coding region: 270-800 (176 amino acids)
Source: RefSeq, a predicted model, not a curated record